AUGUCGGUUCCACGUGCGCGGCUGUUGGAUUUGAUGAGGGCUCGGUGCGAGCUCUUCGGCACCGUCUUCAACCCUGAGGGCAUCCGGACUGGCAACAAGGUCCUGCGCAAGGCACUCAAGGGUCCCUCGGUCGUGUCCUAUUACCCGCCGCGGCUCUACACCUUCCGCGAGUUCAAGAACGAGUUUAAGCCGCUUCAUCUUGAGGUGGAGUGUGAGGACGAAUUGGAUCGUCUUGACCACAUCGCCGCUCUCAAAGCUCGUGGAAAAGGGACGCCGAAGAAGAAGAAGGGCCCAGGAGCACAGCCCAAAGCCAAGUAA
Thermochaetoides thermophila DSM 1495 is the source of this 318-nucleotide messenger RNA. RefSeq names its product mitochondrial 37S ribosomal protein mS33. The record is from RefSeq and is a predicted model, not a curated record. The coding region runs from base 1 to 318 and encodes 105 amino acids. NCBI's taxonomy places the organism in Eukaryota, Fungi, Ascomycota, Sordariomycetes, Sordariales, Chaetomiaceae. The transcript is spliced from 4 exons. Gene Ontology annotation, cellular component: mitochondrion.